AUCGAUCGGGGCGGGGUUUGGGAUAAGUUUUGUUUUCUUGGGGCAGCCUUCUGUUUCGAUUUGGGGCUGGCCCCGCCUUUCCCCAGCUGGUUCCGGGCGCGCCUCCAUUUCCCCUGCUAGGCGAGCCAAGGUGGGGUGGGGCUCGCUCCGGCUGGUGCCGGGGGUUCGCGGCGGCGAAAGCGAGCGAGCGGAAGGUGGCGGGCCAUGGCCCAGGCGGCCCUGGUCAGCCGGGUCACCAAGGAGCUGUGCGCGGCCGGGGGCAGUUUGGAGCUGGGGGAGCUGGCCCGGCGGCUCCCCGGCGGCGUCAGCGAGGAUGCCCUGGAGAAGGCGCUGCGCAAACUGGCCGCUCGACGCUUCGUGCUGGGGGUGCGCGGAGGGGAAGCCCGGGGCGGCGCGGGCGGCAGCAGCCCGGAGCGCGGCCGGGAGGAGCGGGUGCUGGUGGCCGCCAGCGACGCGAGGCUGUGCCAGGCGUACUCGACCGGCUGCGACGGCAGAUGCGACCAGCUGCACCUCUGCAAGUUUUUCCUCUACGGGAACUGCAAAUUCUCGAAAACCGGGAAAGGAUGUAAAUAUAGCCACAUCAUUGAUUCUGUACACAAUAGGAUUGUCUUGAAAAACCAUGGAAUUGAACACCUCAACUUGGACGAACUAAGUCAGCUUUUGCUUCAGAAUGAUUCUACGCUCUUGCCAGAGAUCUGCGCACACUAUAAUAAAGGAGAUGGGCAGCAUGGUUCUUGUACCUUUAAAAAUACUUGUGCCAAACUCCACCUUUGCCAGUACUUCUUGCAGGGCAACUGCAGGUUUGGCAGUGGCUGUAAGCGGUCCCAUGUCUUUAAUGCUACGUGUCAGGAGAAGUUUAAAAAGUGGGGCUUCAGCGCCGCUAUAAUCAGUAGACUGCCUUCCAUUUACAGAAAUGCUUCUGACAUCAAAAAUGAAAGCUCAGCACCUAAAAAAGAAAGAAGCGUUAGUAGCGACUCUGUCCCUGCCACCCCAAAUAGCAAUGAAGAGAAUGAUCAGAUCUGCUUGUACCACAUUAGGAAGGCUUGUAGCUUUAAAGAUAAGUGUUUUAAGGUGCAUUUUCAUUUGCCGUAUAGAUGGCAGUUCCUUGAAGGGAACACAUGGAAAGAUUUGGAAGAAAUGGAGAAGAUUGAAAAGGCGUACUGCGACCCCAGCACAAGCCAGUUGCUUACUAGGGUUGCCUGGAGGCCUGGGAUCCCCCUAAACUUUGAUAACAUGACUUGCGGGCCUUACAAAGCUCGACGUCUCUCUACGGCCUCUUCUGUUGCCAAACCUCCGCACUUUAUCCUCACUACCGAGUGGCUUUGGUAUUGGAACAAGGACAAAGAUUUGUGGCAGGAGUAUGGCGUAAAGGGCACUGAACACCAUGCAGCUCUUGUUAGCAGCAGUGAUGUGGAGAAGGCCUACUUGAGCCAAGAGUCACCUAUCCUGAAGUUCUCCGUUGGAAAGUACAACUAUGAGUUGAAUUUCAAAGCCAUGGUUCAGAAAAGCUUGUACUUCGGCACUAUCAGGAAAGUUUGUCGGAGACCGAAAUAUGUUUCUCUUGAGGAUGUAAAGACGAAGCAGACUUGUGGUGACAAAUCAGUGGCCCCAAAGGAUGUUCCAUCUCAUUGGGAUAUGUCUGCAUUGCCCGAACUAGGAUUUAAGCUAAUCUCACUUUCCCCCUCCUCUGGAGAAUACCUGAAGGUCCAAGAACAGUUUUGUCGUACGAUGCCUAAAUACAAAAUUUGUAAGAUCGAGAGAAUCCAGAACCCAACACUCUGGGAAGUAUAUCAGUGGCAGAAAGCACAGAUGAAGAAGAGUAAUGCAGGGCAGGAAGUAGAUGAGAGGUUUCUGUUUCAUGGUACCAGUCCUGAGUACAUCCAUGCCAUCUGCCAUCAGAAUUUCGACUGGAGGAUCUGUGGUCUUCAUGGCACCAGCUAUGGCAGAGGAAGCUACUUUGCCCGAGAUGCUGCUUAUUCCCACCACUACAUCCAAUCUUCCGUGAAACCCCAGCCCAUGUUCUUGGCCCGGGUUUUGGUGGGAGAGUUUACCAGGGGCAAUUCCACCUAUCUCCGACCUCCCCCCAAAGAAGGUCAAAGCAGCAUCUUCUACAACAGCUGUGUGAACAGUGUACAUGACCCUUCCAUCUUUGUGGUCUUUGAGAAGCACCAGAUUUACCCUGAAUAUCUCAUAUGGUACUGACCCUCCAUGGAAAGCCCUCUGCCUGACUCUACUAUCUCUGCAGCAGCUCGCACUGAAAUGACGGUUUGGGGCCAUGGGCAUUUCUCUAUUUCUCUUGGCCUCUUUCUUAAGGUGGAGAAAGAGCCUAUUGUAUUGUUUUUGAAAGAACAUUUUAAAAAAGUUUUAAUGUCCUACUUUGCACUAAUUUCUUUAUACAGGUACAUCACUGACUUUUUGCUAAAGGAGAAUUUUCUCUCAGAUUUCCCAUAGAUUAUUUUGUUCCUUAACUGUCCUGUAACUUCAGCAACAGAGUAACUGAUGAAUAUAUACUGAUACCCAAGCCUAUUUUAUCUUUUUCUUAACUGUGUUAAGAUUUCGUUUGUUUUAGUUAAGUAUUCUGCUGCCUGAGUGCUUUACUGGUAAUAGCAGAAUUGCACUAAUUCUUUUUAAAAUUCUUUUAUUGCUAUCUUAUGUUUUUAGAUCACCUUCAUUUGUGAAUCCACCAUCUCUUUCCUGCCUUACAAGCUGUGCCUUGUGACAUUAACUAAAAAAAAGAGCAGCUCAGCUGUGUUAAAUAAUAUAUCAGCUUAGAUCAGCAAUGUGUACAGUAUUCCACACCUGUGGUCCCUCACCUCUGCAAAGAAGGCAGUAGUUUCCUUUAAGGGCUAGUUUUAGUUUCGGAAUAUACUAAUGACCCAAUAUCUAGUCCUUUAACAUCUGCUACCUGCAUUUGCCUUUUCUCUCUGCAUACUCUUUACAUAACAGCUGGUAGCAACUACAAAUGCAUUAGCCAAAACUGGCUCCCUGGUAGCAAAAUGCAAAAAUGCUUUUGUGUUCUACUGCAUCAGUUUGAGGUAGAAGCCCUAUUCUUCCAUUACUGGGGUUAUCAUUUAGGAUUUUUAUAAAAUUAAUUGCUACCCCACAGUAUAGACUAACUAUUUAUAACCAUCAGCUCCCAACUUAGCCACCUUCUACUUCAGUCAGUAGCAUGGAAGGUCAUUUGUUCUGGUUAGGAGCAAGUCAUGCUGUUGGGUAUGUGGUUUAUAUCCGAGUGAACUUAUGCGAAUGUAUGUAUGUCACGAAUGAGUAUGGAAAUAAAAGGAUAUUUAUCUAUAAGCGGAGAGUGACUUAAAGUUACUGGCUUCUGUUACUCAUAUGUCCUCAGCAGGGGUCACUGUUCAACAAGACAACAGGCAUUUCCUAAGCACUUUCUGUGGAUAGCCAUAGAGUUUAGGGAUGACACAGCCAUUGCCUGCAUGACAUUUACUGUUUAGUAGGGAGCUAGAACACAUACUGAAAUAACUGAUUCACAAUAAUAGGUGAUGAGUUCAUCAGAAGGUUAUAAAGCCAAGUGUUUGCUACAGGAGGUCUGGGGGUGAGGGAAGAUUAUAACCAAUCAGGGCUAAGAGAAAGGCUGAUAAUGAAAUGGUGACAUUUGAUUUGGUCUUUUAAAGCCUGGGUCUUUAAAGUCCCAUUGGCAGAGACGGGGAAAGGAGACGUUCCAUCGAGAAAGAGAGAGCAACAUGAGCAAAGUCAUUAGGAGAGAGGACCAUAUUGGGGGGAUAGAAAGAAGUGCAUUUCCCCUGAAUCAUAGGCUGCAUAAGUCUAGGCACUGGACCUCUGAUUUCACUGCUGUGGGGAACUCCCAAAUGAGGAGAGGUCUACCAAUGCAGUUGACACCUCCCCUGCAAUUUAUAAUCUUAAAGACCUAGUUACCUGGCGCCGUGGUGUCAAACUCAAAUAGAAACAAGGAUGGGGCAGGGGAGGGGCAUAUUGACUUGGAAAACCACAUACUGAGAUUGCCCCAUGUUCUAUCAUCUUUUGAUUUAUUUUGUUAAAUAUUUGUCAAUUACAUCUUGGGGGGGGCAGGGCAAUGAG
Molecule: messenger RNA, 4059 nt
Organism: Dromiciops gliroides (monito del monte)
Lineage: Eukaryota; Metazoa; Chordata; Mammalia; Microbiotheria; Microbiotheriidae
Gene: PARP12
Product: poly(ADP-ribose) polymerase family member 12
Exons: 12
Coding region: 205-2202 (665 amino acids)
Molecular function (GO): NAD+ poly-ADP-ribosyltransferase activity; metal ion binding
Source: RefSeq, a predicted model, not a curated record